AACUGACGGACUACUUGUUCAAGUAUAUGUGCUAUAGGCAAUGUAAACUGGGCUAAGAGUUCGAAGCUCAAACAUUUCAUCAUUUUUUGAGGACAGCCACGGUAAAAAAAUUAAAAAAUUGGUUCACUCUAUCCUAGUAAACCUCCAUACGGAAUGGUACGGUGACGGAUUUUAAAGUCUGUGUGAAUCGACCUUGACUUUGUUUAUUUGGCGUUCACUCAUUUUUAGUUAGAAAUUUACACAAAUAACCAGAUUUAAGCAGUCGUUUAUUGUAAUUAUUGGAUCUAAACUAUUCAUGGUGGAAGGAAUUUCAUUAUCUGACAUUGUCUUGUACGGAAAUGGAGUAAAUUUAAGACUGCGGGCAUUUGAAUUCAUCUCAAGCGUGGUUUUCGGCUGUAUUUUACAGGUCUAAGAAAGUGGUAAUCUGUAAAUACACACAAUUCACAAUCUGUGUAAACAAACAAUAGGUCGGGAAAAUAUUGCAAUUUCCGUCUUGCGCAAAUGUACGAAAAAUCCGCAUUCCGGUUCCGUUGAAUACGAGUUGUUUAUGGAACGAAUACAUCAGCGGAGAAAAAAAUGGAUUUCAUUGUCUAAUUUGAAAGUUACAGCACGUUAAACAUCCCAUGUGGUAAAAUAGAAACAUGCCACCAAAGAAAAAUAGAAAAUGUUCCUGUAGAAACCACGAUAUACUAAGUACUUCAGAGUCGCCUGUCUCCAAAAUCGAUACAUGUAAAAAGUUUAGAAAGUGUGCCCUCCUUUUUCUCCAAGAGCAUGGACUUCUUGAAACUUACAGCACUUAUCUGUGUGAAGAAUGUUACCAGCACGGGUUGUUAAAUGCUACAUCAUCAAAACUUUCCUUCGGUGAAUUUUGUUUAAAAAUUGAGAAAAAUGAUUAAAGUGAUGAGCAGUUUUUGAUUUUGAGCAAGAGUUUCGUGAAACUAUUAAAAAUAAAGUUGAGUGGUGCUAAAAACGAUUGCGGCUUACAGACUUUAAAAAAUCUUGACCUUGAAAAACUUUGGAGCUCUGUUGAUCCCGGAGUUAGAGAAUUUUUAUUCGGGCUGUCCAACAGUUACAGUGAAAAGCACAUGCCUGUGAUGAAUGCUUAUGAAACGUUAUUACAAGUUAUAAAUCCUAAAUAUAUCGGGCCUUUAAAUUUUGCAAAGACAGUUAUUUCCUACUUCAUUUCUGGGAGUAGAAGAAUUGUGGAACUGAAUGCCACCUUUUCACCGUCUGGUUCUUAUGCCACUGUGUUAGACUUCUUGAAAGAUAAGGCUACCAAAGACCAUAAGUUACCAGAAAGUGCAGACUGUAUAUAUUUCUUCGAUAAUAAUCAAAUCAUAGCACGUAGCUGGAAGGUACAAUUUAACGCGAAACCUUUAAUAAGUGUUGUUACUACUGUUGCAUGUUUGGUUCCACCAACAUUUUUAGACUUGCAAAAUUGCGAGAGAUUUAUGCCUGCCAAUUGGUUGUCCUUGCAUGGACUUAACAAUGAAGAAAAUAUUCCGGACACAAGCGCCUCGUUCAGGGGCGAAAGAAACGAUUUCUUAGUAAAAGAGAUUCAGAACUUGUCGCUUACUGGAUGUCAACCUCCACCACCAAAACUUCGAAAAGCUGAAUUUACUUCAGGCACAGCAAAAUCACAUUUACCAGAACCUAAUGACUCAUAUGCAGACAUAGAGUCGUACGUAACUGGGAAAACUGACAUUAUAUUAUUAGACCCAGUACUGGUAAACCCAUGCUCAUUUAUAUCAUUAGAAGUAGUACUUGAUAACAUAAUUGACAAUGCAAAUAAGAAGUGGGUAUUAGUUGGAUGCGACGGCCUGCCAUAAGCCUAUGUUCGAAAAUUAUUAACAAUUACUAUGUAUGUCCUCAUUGUGAAGAAAACUACCAAAAAAGGAACCUAUUCGAAAAUCACGUUAUGAAAGAAAAUUUAAACCUUGAUAUCAAAGAAUACAAAAAAUACAAAAAUAUUUUACUGAUACCUGGAUUUGGGCACAUAGAUAUAAAUGUAAUGAAAGCACUUUUUAAAUUGAUUUGGAAAGUUUGCAUUAAAGAUUUAGCCGUGAUUUUGGGAAGGAAGAGUCUAAAAGCUUUAACAGCAUGUGAAAACUGUACUGACCAUCACAAGGCUACCCAAAUUCUUCAAAUACUUUUCGAAAGCCUUAAAAUGGAAUUACUGAAACCAUUUGUUGCCGAAUGUGAAGAAAAACAUGAACGUCCUACUAUUGAACAAUUAUAUGAGUAUGUGGGAAAACAAAGUAAAAAUUACAUUUUUCUUUUCAAAUGUACAUUUACAUACCUAUUCGCGUGGAAAAUGUUGAAGAAAGGAAUGCGUAGAGCAAAUUAUAACUAUAUCAAAAUGAGUAUGGACAAACUGUCAACUUUGUUUUAUGGCCCUUUCCUUUUUAUUGAACAAUAUUUACGUCAGGUUUGGGAAUGCAAUUUUCAGACAAGUAAUUGGUAUUCCUAUGGGAACAAAUUGUGCACCCCUUGUUGCAGAUCUUUUUUAUAUUGUUAUGAAAGAGAUUUUAUGUUGAGCCUUUCUCAAGAUACACAGGCAGACAUUAUUACUGCAUUUAGUAAUACAUCACGCUAUCUGGAUGAUAUACUUAAUAUGGAUAAUCCGUUUUUUUGAUCAGUUAGUAGAAAAUAUAUAUCCCAGAGAGCUGCAGUUAAAUAAAACUAACAACUCAGAUAAUACUACUUCAUUUCUAGAUUUACAUCUCUCUAUUUACGAAAAUUUCAUACAUACCAAAAUUUAUGACAAGAGGGAUGAUUUUAAUUUGAGUAUUGUAAAUUUCCCACAUUUGGAUGGAGAUGUACCCCAGGCUACAUCUUAUGGGGUAUAUAUUUCUCAGUUAAUUCGAUUUGCAAGAGCGUGUUGUCAUGUUGAAGAUUUCAAUGAACGUAACUUAUUUAUUACAAAUAAGCUUCUUCAGCAGGGCUACCGUUAUUAUAAAUUACGUAAAUACUUUUCUAAAUUUUACCAUCGUAAUUCAGAUUUGGUUUUAAAAUACAGUAGCAAUUUAAAAUCACUUCUGCGGGAAGGUAUAUCAAAAUCCGCUUUUUAUGGGGAUGUGGUUUACAAACUUCGUAAGAUUUUGGGUCAUGGCAAUUUUCCAUUUGUAUUUAGUAAAGUAAUUAAACGUUUUAUGAAAAGAAGUUAUGACCCAACUGUUUUGAGACACACCGCAUGUUUGGUGUUCAACCCUUUUACAGUUGGACGCUAAGCUUUCCUCUUUGAUUGUGUCUGACGGAUCAGGUGGAGGACUCUAUGAUUAGUAGUUCUUAAAUCCCACUAGGACUGAGCUAUUUUGAUUUCCGUCUUCU
This is a messenger RNA of Mercenaria mercenaria, 3330 nucleotides long. RefSeq lists its product as uncharacterized. Bases 1086 to 1829 code for a protein of 247 amino acids. The record is from RefSeq and is a predicted model, not a curated record. The transcript has 2 exons. NCBI's taxonomy places the organism in Eukaryota, Metazoa, Mollusca, Bivalvia, Venerida, Veneridae.